Agelaius phoeniceus (red-winged blackbird) is the source of this 768-nucleotide messenger RNA. Lineage: Eukaryota; Metazoa; Chordata; Aves; Passeriformes; Icteridae. The record is from RefSeq and is a predicted model, not a curated record.
AUGGCGGAGCUGCGGGCCUGGGCAGGAUCCAGGGAGUUCCGCAGGGCCCCAAUCCGCACUGCGUCCCGCAGGGCCCCCACCAGCACUGCGAUGCCCGUCAGGGUGACCCAGGGGUGCCAGGAGCAACAGGAUAAGAGAACAAAGCCCAUGAAGCCUGCAGAGAGGGAUCAGAAUCCUUGCAGUGCUGUUUAUCGGCGACCCUACAGGGACAGGGUGAUUCAUUUACUUGCUCUGAGGACUUACAAGAAGCCAGAGUUACUUGCUCGCUUGCAGAGAGAUGGAGUCAUGCAAAAGGACAAGGGCACCCUUGCAAAGAUCCUUCAGCAGGUAGCCAAGUGGAAUGCAAAGGAUAAUUCCUUCAGUCUGAAGGAACAUCUAUUUCAAACCCUUCAGACUGAUUGGCCUGGCUACACUGAAAUAGACAGACAGAAUUUGAAGCUAAUACUUUCUGGAAAAUACGUAGCCAUUGUCUUCUUGGAGCAACACCAGCGCUACAAGGAUGACUUCAAUGCAGAGUAUGAGGAAUACCGGAAUUUACAUUCUCUGAUUGACAAGACCACAAAGAAGUACAGACAGUUUCAGGAGCAAUGGAAGUCUCUGAGUCCCGGCUCUGAAGCCUAUCAGAUGCUGCAUCAUCGAAUCCUAGCAGAGUAUCAGCAGUUACAACAGGGUAGCCCCAGCUACUCUGAAAUGAAGAGCAGGUGCCUGUACCUCCACAACAAGCUGGCCCAUAUUCAGAGCCGCAUUUCUGAAUAUGACCAGCAGUGA